This is a messenger RNA of Solenopsis invicta (red fire ant), 1327 nucleotides long. RefSeq names its product THUMP domain-containing protein 1 homolog. Lineage: Eukaryota; Metazoa; Arthropoda; Insecta; Hymenoptera; Formicidae. Gene Ontology annotation, biological process: tRNA modification. The transcript has 6 exons. The coding region runs from base 201 to 1187 and encodes 328 amino acids. The record is from RefSeq and is a predicted model, not a curated record. Gene Ontology annotation, molecular function: RNA binding.
AGUGAUAAUUCAGACUGCCCGCGCAGCAAACGAUAAGCAGUCAAUCGAGCAACAGCCAAUCAACGAAGCUUGUUGCUCGUCCAAAAUUCAACAGUUUUGGGAUUUACGAUUUGGGCUACGAUCCUACUUGAUGCUAUGAAUGCUUCGAAGCAUUUUGUAACGUAGAAAUAACAAAUUAGAAGAAGAAAUUAAAUAAAGAAAUGGAGACGAAAAGUACAACAAAUACACGGAAAAGGAAUAACAGAUAUAUCGCGAAUCGUAAUGAUUAUAAGAAGCGUAAAUUUAUGUUGCAACCUGGUAUGAUGGGAUUUCUAUGCACGUGCAACUAUCAAGAAAGAGGCUGUGUUACUGAAGCUUACAGAUUGCUCAAUCUGUUUGCAGAUGAGAAAACUGCAUCAGAUAUGAAUAAGGAGUCUGUACCAAGCACAACAAACGUACUCGCUAAAAAGGAAGUUGAUAAAUUAUUAGAGAAUUGUGAUGCUGAAGAUGAAGAUAUAUCAACUGCUUUAGAAAAAGAAAUUGAUGAACUCAGAACAGAAAGCAAGAUGCCAUUGUUUUCUCGAAAAUUUCAAGAAGUAGACACAGGUGUUAAAAAUAUGAUUUUUAUAGCAAGUACUUUACCUAAUCCAUUAGAGUUGGUUAUGAAAAUUGUCACUAAGUUAGACACAACCAAAGAGCAAUGUACCAGAUACUUAUUAAGAUUACUUCCAAUUGAAGUUGUAUGCAAAGCGUAUAUGGACAAUAUUAAGACAAAAGCAAGUGAAUUGUUUGAAAAAUAUUUUGCUCAAGAACCUAAGACAUUCAGCAUUGUAUUUAAUCAUCGCAGCAAUAACAGUAUUAAAAGGGAUGAAAUUAUUGAAGAUUUGGCAGAAAUAAUAUUAAAGAAAAAUCCAGGUAAUAAAGCAGAUUUGAAAAAUCCAGACAUAGCUGUGAUUGUUGAAGUGAUACGUAACAUUUGCUUACUCUCUAUCGCUCCAAAAUAUUACAAAUUUAAAAAAUAUAAUCUUCUCGAGAUAUGCAACAGUACAAAAAAUAAGAUAACUCCUAAAAAAGAAAUAGCAGAGCCAACAAAUGAAGAAAACUAUGAAAAAGAUUCAGUUAAAAUAUCAUCAGAAAAACAAGAAGAAUAUAUCGAUAAUAAUGACAAUUUGGAUGCACAAAUUGAAGAAACAGAAUUGAUUAUUUAAGCUCACUGCUUCAGAUAGAUUUAUUAUAUUAAUAAUUAUUAAUAUAUGUAUUGUAAAAUGUUAUUUUACGAAUUGAUUAUUUUAUAUUUUAUAAAAAUACAAAGUACGAAUAAAUGUCACGUACGUAUGAUGUGAAAUAA